AUGCAAAAAACAACGACUAUUUACGGAUUAUUUAAAGAAAACCAUCCAAUGUCCGAUAGGGAAUCAGUAUUGCCCCAGGAACUCUUAUCAGUUGAAAGUUGCAACUCAUCUACUCGAAUAAGAGCAUUUUUACGUCUUUCUAGAAUCGCCACCGAUGAUACUAUUAGACAACAUUUAAAUUCGAUUAAAACUAAUAAAGAGUGUGAUGAAUACUUUCAAAAGAAGAUAGUCCCUCAAUGGAAGGCUAGGACAGAUGUCAUAGAGUUUUGUCUGAAUUAUGUCACACGAUUACGUCUUGAAACAGAACAAGAAAUUGAAAGACGGGGUCAUCCAAAUGAAAUUGCGAACACAGAUUUUAACUUAAGGCAAGAUCCAUACGCUUUAAAGAAUUAUAAACAAAAGAUUGAUGAUCAAUUUGCUCAGUGUGAUAGAAUCCAAUUAUGGGUUAAUAAUGAAUCAUCAAUUGAAUCCAUAAUUAGAGAAGAAACGGCCUACGUGUUCAAUGAUAAAUGCUAUUUUAAGGAUUGGUAUCGAGCCUACCUUGAUAGUGCAAGAAAAUAA
Messenger RNA from Scheffersomyces coipomensis, 561 nucleotides. RefSeq lists its product as uncharacterized. Gene Ontology annotation, cellular component: mitochondrion; mitochondrial intermembrane space. Bases 1 to 561 code for a protein of 186 amino acids. NCBI's taxonomy places the organism in Eukaryota, Fungi, Ascomycota, Pichiomycetes, Serinales, Debaryomycetaceae. The record is from RefSeq and is a predicted model, not a curated record. The transcript has a single exon.